AUGGCUUUCACUUCAUGGCAAAUUUUGUCCCCAAUACAGUGGGCGCGCUGGAUGUGGACAGCUGUGAGAAGCAGUGGAGACUACAGUCUCCUAGCCAUGCAGAGAAUCACUGGAAAUAGGAGUUCAGACUCUGAAGAAGCAUUUGAGACACCAGAAUCCACCACUCCUGUAAAGGCUCCACCUGCACUACCGCAGCCACCACUGGAAGUAGCGGUGGUAGAAGCAGCAGCAGUAGACACAGUUGAACAGGAAAUAAGGCCACAGCUGCCCUUGGAAGACACAGGAUUCUGUUCUGAUACUGUGUCCAUAAUUGAUGCAUCACAUAGUGAAUCAAUUGAAGAAAGCCCAUUCCGUCCUCCCUCCCAUUCAUUUUCUACUGUCUUUGAUGAGGAUAAGCCUAUAGCCAGCAGUGGGACUUACAACUUAGACUUUGAUAACAUUGAGUUGGUAGAUUCUUUCCAUACCUUAGAACCUAGCACUCCAGAAGCUAAGAAUCGGGACCCUAAAGUGAAUGUUCGAAGAAAAUCCACAGAUUCUGUCCCAAUUUCCAGAUCUACUUUGUCUCGGUCUCUUAGUUUGCAAGCUAGUGAUUUUGAUGGCGUUUCCUAUCUUGGCAAUAAUGAGACAGUAAUUCCAACAGCAGACGUGUUCAAUACUGGUUCAAGUAGUGCUUCUAGUACCCUUAAGCGAACAAAGAAACCCAGGCCACCUUCCUUAAAGAAGAAGCAAUCCGCAAAAAAAUCUGCAGACUCUCCACCAGUGAAUGAAACGCAACAAGAACCAUCUGACAUUAGCCAACAAGCUUCUGUCCCAAGUGAAGAAAAACUGGUGUCUGAGGUAAAGGUUGAAUCAAUUAAACCUGAAUGUACUGAACCUUCCCAAAUCUCUACGGAGAAACAGGAGGCCCCUGCUGUGCCUGAAGCUUCCUAUCCCUUUGAUCGAGAGAACUUUGAAGAGAUUAGUACAUUUAGUACUGGAGAAAGCAAAGUGCAAACCUCUCCACCUGCCAGUAAAAAACCCCAACCUCUUACAACGGCACCAGAGGCCGUGGAGGUGACUCCAUCUGACACUGGAGGACAAGAGGAUCCUCCAGUCAAAGGUCUAGCUGUGAGACUAGAGUUUGAUUAUUCUGAGGAAAAGGGCAGCAGAGAGGACCAUCAAGAAAGCACUCCCCCACCCAAAAAAGCAGGUAAAAAAUCUGGUGCCAAAAUGCCACUAAGAAGGCCAAAGACUAAAAAGACAGUGGAAAAGCUUGACAAUGCUCCCACCACACCAACCAAGUCACUCACUGAUCCAAAUGAUAUCCCGAUUUCAAAAGGCUCUUAUACUUUUGAUAUUGACAAGUGGGAUGAUCCCAACUUUAACCCAUUUUCUUCCACUACAAAAAUGCAAGAAUCUCCCAAAUUGCCUCAACAAACGUACAGUUUUGAUCCAGAUACCUGCGAGGACUCAAUUGAUGCUUUCAGGCUAUCUUCGAAGAUCACCAGCUCACCUUCUAAAUCUCCAGCCUCCUUUGAGAUACCAGCCAAUGGCAAUGAAACAAAUGGAACUGAAGGAGACAACCUAAAUAAACCUGCAAAAAAGAAGAAGACACCACUAAAAACUGAUACAUUUAGGGUGAAAAAGUCACCAAAAAGAUCUCCCCUCUCGGAUGCGCCCUCUCAGGAUUCCACUCCACUGCCUACUCCAGAAACACCCCCAGUUAUAUCCACCGUGGUUCAUGCGACAGAUGAGGAAAAACUGGCUUCUUCCGUAACCAGUCAGAAAUGGACUUGCAUGACUGUGGACCUGGAUACAGAUAAACAGGAUUACCCACAACCAUCCGAUCUAUCUACAUUUGUAAAUGAGACCAAGUUCAGCUCCCCUACAGAGGACCUGGAAUAUGGCAACUCAUAUGAAAUAGAAUACAUGGAGAAAAUAGGCUCCUCCUUGCCGCAGGAUGGCAGCACCCCGAAGAAACAAUCUUUGUACCUUGUAUUUGAUGCACAGCAGGAAAGUCCAGUCAAAUCUCCUCCAGUCAGACUAUCUGAUUCUACAACUCCAUGUUCAGGGUCAAGUUUCGAGGAAAGUGAAGCCCAGCUAUCCUCUGGAAUGAAAAUACAACACCCAGGUUCCCGGGUUCUAACCGCCAGCCAAGAUCUGCACUUACAGUUGACUGACAAAUCAAAACAGAAAGAACUGGAGCCCAUGAGUUUAGGAACAGCUUCAGACACCAUUGAAAUAACAACUCCUGAGGACUCCUUUGUCUCUGCUGAUGCUCUUCUCAAUAGGAUAUCGCAUCAAACAUCAAUAUGUGAUCAGCUUGAAUAUCUAGAACCUGACUUAGCAGAAAAGAACCCCCCCGUAUUUGCUCAGAAACUUCAGGAGGAGUUAGAGUUUGCUGCAAUGAGGAUAGAAGCAUUGACGCUAGCCAGACAGAUUACCCUGUCUUCUUUCUGCUCCUUAGAUACCGAGAAAGAGCCUGCUAUCCCAGCAGAUGUUUCCAUCUCUAAAAGUACUCUAUACUCCCGAAUCAGCACUUCUGAGGCAGAAAAUACCACAGAUCUGCUCUACCAGCAAGAUGAUUUGGAUUCUGCACUACGAAUUGCCAGACAGGAGACUGUGGCCAAAGAAAGAGAAGUAUCUGAGUGGAAAGACAAAUAUGAAGAAAGCCGAAGGGAAGUGAUGGAGAUGAGGAAAAUAGUUUCAGAAUAUGAGAAGACGAUUGCUCAGAUGAUAGAGGAUGAACAGAGAGAGAAAUCUGUCUCCCAUCAUACUGUCCAGCAGCUAAUAGUGGAGAAGGAACAAGCUUUGGCAGACCUGAACUCUGUGGAGAAAUCACUGGCAGACCUUUUUAGGAGAUACGAAAAAAUGAAAGAGGUUCUGGAGGGAUUUCGGAAAAAUGAAGAAGUGUUAAAGAAAUGUGCCCAGGAGUAUUUAUCACGAGUAAAGAAAGAGGAGCAGAGGUACCAAGCACUCAAAGUUCAUGCUGAAGAAAAACUGGACAGAGCCAAUGCUGAAAUUGCACAAGUCCGAGGCAAGGCUCAACAAGAACAAGCAGCGUAUCAGGCCAGUCUCCGUAAAGAGCAGCUGAAAGUGGAUGCAUUGGAAAGAACACUGGAACAAAAGAAUAAAGAGAUAGAAGAAUUAACGAAGAUUUGUGAUGAACUGAUUGCCAAAAUGGGGAAAAGCUAA
Emys orbicularis (European pond turtle) is the source of this 3174-nucleotide messenger RNA. It is a transcript of the gene TACC2, whose product is annotated as transforming acidic coiled-coil containing protein 2. The transcript is spliced from 17 exons. The record is from RefSeq and is a predicted model, not a curated record. Gene Ontology annotation, biological process: mitotic spindle organization; cell population proliferation; cerebral cortex development. Lineage: Eukaryota; Metazoa; Chordata; Testudines; Emydidae. The coding region runs from base 1 to 3174 and encodes 1057 amino acids. Gene Ontology annotation, cellular component: cytoplasm.